GCAGUUCUCCAGUUAGGAAAAGUAGAGAACCUGGAGAAAAACCCCUUCAUCAAAGCAAACCGCUGAACAAAGUCAUCGUUUCAUUUGUGAAACCAACUGGAACCCCCGAGAUACGAUCUGAAGACAUCUACUCAAACAGCGUCAGCCCAACCAAGGAGCCUACAGAUAGUCCACGGUUUGAGCAUGCGUACAUCCCAGGUGACGUCAUACGUCACCUAGGCGCAUACCAUAGUCAGAUGACGAGUCACAUGACACCAAUAAGCACGUGCCUUGAUGAUGACGUGCAAUCUGAACGUUCGUAUGGUGAAAACGUUAUUGGGUACUCGCCGGGUGUGACGUCAAGAACAAAUAUCCUAUCCCACAUGGCGAAGCACAAAACGUCUUGGGUGGAGAAUUCUAUACAGAAUCGUGUACAAACAGCACAAAGGACAAGUCCUAUUCUUGUGAAAGGAACGAAUCCAAACUCCUUCGAGACUCCUUACGAAAAAAGCCAGAGGUCCAAAGACACUAGUACUAAGGGGGUGAGGAACGGGAAACGAUAUGACCUGUUGCCGAUAUGCAAAUAUUUGGCGCACUUUCAAAACCAGAUAAAAAUGGCCAACAAAGAAGAAAAAAGAUUACCACUAGUGCGUAUUAGCUCUGUGCAAAGAAUGCCCUCUCUACCUUCUCCAAGUGAACAUCAAUCCCGUUUGCCAGGUUUUUACCCAAGAUUUUACAGAGGAAAGACGUUCUUCACCGAGCGCCACCAGUUUAAACCACGAGAGGCACGAUCUCUGCCCACACGAGGGGAAGCAGCAUUUAUAGAAAUAAGAGAACAGCUUCCUCGACUUUAUAGAAAACAAUAUAAUGCGCCGGUAGUCGUCAUGGGAAGAGAACAAAAAGCUAUAACAUCGUCGCGAGAAAAGGUGGCGCUCCCUGUUGUUACGUAACGGAUAGCCGUUUUGAACCAGCUGAGCUGAGAGUUUUUUAUAGCCAGUCAGAAUUGAGAAAAUUUGCAAAACUGAGUUAUCACUAUUCCUCUUGAAAUUUUGGAUUUCCAUGCCAUCAAAUGAAAAGAAAAAUGUUGCUUAUAAUAGUGACAUACUAUCCAAUAUUUUUAUUUUAUUGGCAGGCAUGUUUUUGGGUUUUCGUAGUCAAUUUUUACAAUCAGUGACAGUCAGUUUUGAAGUGACGUCGUUUCUAGUCAUGGUUGGAAGUAGUUCGCAAGCAAAGUUUUGGUCAGCAAUAAAUACAAGAGAAGGCAAAAAAGUUUGUACGAUGUUUUGACCUUUAAGUCAAGGUUUGGAGCUUACAAAGUUAUUUUAGAAAGCAGAUAAAGUUAUUUCAAAAAAGGUUGGUAAAGGUUUUGUUGCAGGAGAUAUACCAAGUCCUUAAUGUACUAUGGGUGAUGGAGAUUGAUGUGAAUCCAAUCUGCGAUAGGUCCGACAACGAUAUGGAAUUUAACCAAACUUUGUCUGCACGUUUUUCCUGUAUAUUUUCUCAGUUCUGUGCUGACAUUUCAAUUUCAAUACAUAUUUCAAUCUUCGUAAACAAAAUUCUGCAACGAUUACCUUCGCAGAACGUUCUUUUGAAAUAGCUGUAUAUAUUUACUAUAGAACUAUAGUUAGGAUUUAGAAUUUAGGAUAGUAAGGAUACUGAAGAAAAGUAAAAAAAACCACAUACAUUUACUUUAGAAUUCGAAAUGAAAUAUUGGAGUACAUCAUGAGUUUUGAGCUGUGUGCCCAUCACGCUUCACUAGUUCUUUGAUUAUUUUUUUGUUUCCUUAUAAUUAUAUAAAACUGCAUCAUAAUCAACUGAAAUUAAAAGCGUGGAAGAGUUGAGAAUAUA
Messenger RNA from Actinia tenebrosa (Australian red waratah sea anemone), 1827 nucleotides. RefSeq lists its product as uncharacterized. Lineage: Eukaryota; Metazoa; Cnidaria; Anthozoa; Actiniaria; Actiniidae. The record is from RefSeq and is a predicted model, not a curated record.